Messenger RNA from Limanda limanda (common dab), 1080 nucleotides. Its product is annotated as kelch domain-containing protein 8B-like. Gene Ontology annotation, molecular function: protein binding. The coding region runs from base 1 to 1080 and encodes 359 amino acids. The record is from RefSeq and is a predicted model, not a curated record. Lineage: Eukaryota; Metazoa; Chordata; Actinopteri; Pleuronectiformes; Pleuronectidae. The transcript is spliced from 5 exons.
AUGCCCGUGCAGGAGAUGGCGGUGAGUCCUGUCAAGUCCCUGUACUGGGAGCAGUUCCCCCCCAUGUCCCAGCGCCGCGUCUACUGCACCCCCGUCUACCACGAAGGCCUGCUUUACGUGCUGGGCGGCUGCAACGAGACCGGCAUGCCCCUGGACAGCGUGGAAGUCUUGGAUGUGGAAAGCCAGGCGUGGAGCCAGCUGCCCCCCCUGCCCACUGCCCGGGCGGGCGCUGCGGCCGUGGCACUGGGGGGGCAGGUGAUGGUGCUCGGGGGCAUGAAUCAGCAGCAGACUCCGCUGGCCUCCGUGGAAAUGUACCACCCUGACGAGGGCAGGUGGGAGACGAGGACCAGCCUGAGUCAGCCGUCGAUGGGCAUCACCACACUGGAGAAAGAUGGGAAGGUGUAUGCGUUGGGGGGUAUGGGCGCAGACACCACACCACAGGCCCUGGUGAGGGUUUAUGAGGCAGAGAAGGACCAAUGGCUGCCAAUGACCUCCAUGCCCACACCGCGGUACGGAGCCACACCCUUCGUAACAGGAAACAAAAUCUACAUGUUAGGUGGACGUCAGGGAAAGAUGCCUGUGACGGCGUUGGAGGCUUUCGACCUGGAGAUGAAGAGCUGGACACGCUACCCCUGCAUCCCGAGCCGGAGAGCCUUCUCCUGCUGCACCACCAAUGAGCGGAGCCUCUUCAGCCUGGGGGGUCUCCAACAACCGGGGCCACACAACUUCUACUCCAGACCUCACUUCGUCAGCACCAUGGAGGAGUAUGACCUGGAUCAAGGCAUCUGGAUCAAACCCAGCCGAAUGUCCAGGAUGAGGGAGAAGCGGGCUGACUUUGUGGCAGGUUGCCUGGGAGGAAGGGUCAUCGCAGCUGGUGGUCUAGGUAAUGAGCCUACGCCGCUGGGCACAGUGGAGAGCUACAACCCCGUGAAGCGGCGCUGGGAGUAUGUGGCGCCCAUGCCCACUGCACGCUCCUCCUCUGCACUCCUGCAGACGACCAGCAUGCUCUUUGUCAUUGGUGGCGUCGCACAGGGACCCAGUAAUGCUGUGGAAGCCCUCUGCUUACAGGAAACAGUGUGA